AAAGCUAUGAACCAGAAAAAACUGCAUUGAUUAACGAUGGUGAAAGUGAGAAUGCAAGACUUUAUACUGGAAAAAAUUCUACCUCAUUUAUCUUUGUUAAUACGGUUGAAGAUAACCACAACCAUCAGCUUAGUAUUGACGCUAUUGAAUUUGAAUGUGAUAAAAAAUUCAGCGAUAAGAUGAUGAAGAAUAUUCAAUUCUUAACACAACAUUGUAAAAUGAAAGCUGCUGCACAAAGAAAGUACUUAGAGGGCAAAUAUUCAACUCACACAAUAUUCAAUAGUGAUUUGUAUGCUGCAAUUAAAAAUAAAGAAGAUGUACUGUUUUCUGAUGAUCUUAACGCAACACUCUCUAAUGAUGAAAAUGAAAGUGUUGAUGAUCCACAAGCUAUCAUAUGUCAGUUAUUAGGCAUUGUUGAUUUUGAUGAUAUUGAUAAAAUAUGGGAUAUUAGGGUUAGAAACUCUUUAAGUCUUAAGCAUUAUAUUAUUCUUUUGAAAAAUAAUGCCUAUUUCAAUAAUAUUGAACAGCGAAUGAAUAAUUUAGAGCAAAGAUUUAUAUAUGGGCAUCUUCAUGAUGCAUAUAAAGUAGCUUUACAAAAAGCAUUGCUAUCUAAAUUGAAAUCACAACGUCUUAUUAAAAUUUUGCAAAAAUUCGCUGAUGAAAAUGAUGAAUAUGAUGAAAAACCUUCUGAUGAAGAAUGUGGUCAAUAUGACUCUUCAAGUGAUAAGGAAAACGCUGAAAUUAUUUUACAGAAUCCAAAAAAAUGA
Messenger RNA from Racocetra fulgida, 767 nucleotides. The record is from the annotation of a GenBank genome assembly. NCBI's taxonomy places the organism in Eukaryota, Fungi, Glomeromycota, Glomeromycetes, Diversisporales, Gigasporaceae.